AUGAGGAAUGCCGAUUUGCACAUCAUCGCCAACACUAAAGAGGAGCUGACCGCCCUUCCCAUGGCAGAGUACUUGGACGCUUUGGGCUUGCCAAAGCUGCUUGUUGAGAAGGAUGCCGCAAACAGAGAGCAGUGGCAUGUGCUUCUGACAAGGGCCGACUAUGCAUCUUGUGAUUCGAUUGGAGAUUUGGCGACCCUGGACCAUUGGAUGCCAGUGUGGAGAAGUACUGCAGAUCGUGUGGACAAAGAAGUUGAACAUGUUGAGCUGGAAGCCAAACGGCAGAUUAAGCAGACAAAGGAUAAGAUCCUGGAAAUCUAUGAAACUGGUGAGGGCGAAGAGGAUGGCUCACUGGAAGAAAUGUUGACCAACUUGCGAGAGCAAGGAAACAGACAUGACGCUUUUCUUAGCCUCAUGAAGCGUGUUGCAACCAUGGCUCCUGGUGAUGCUGAUGCAAGCGGAGACUGUCAUUGGCUAACACGUGAAGCCGUGGCUGAUGGCAACUGUGGGCUUUGGACUAUCAUGGCCCUGGACAGUCGUGGUCCAGAUAUGUCUCUGACAGUUGACUCCCGAACCUAUGACCAAAUGCUGACCAUGAGGAGAACUCUGUCUGACGCGUGGGAUCAGGUGUGUGAUGUGAGUGCUUGGCAAGAUUUGUACUCAGCUUUCCCUUCUGCUCCAGAGGUCAAGGAGCUGAGGUUCAGCAGGAGCGGGGUGUUGAAACAGAUCAAGCAUGAACAUUCUUCGCAGAGCUCCUCAUAUGCACCACCUUUGUUCGCAAGAGGCAGAGCUGUGGAAUCUAUGGAGGAGAAAGAGAAGCGCUUGCGCGCUUGUGCCACACCAGCAAAAAGCAAAGCAGAGUUUACCUCUCGUUCGGGUGGGUUCAUACCACAAGAUUUGAAAAAGGAAACAGAUCAAUCAGAGCAGCCUGGAAAGCGCAAACUGCACAUUUCCCAGCCUUUGCCGGUAGUCAUUCCAUCGCGUGCACAGUUGAAGAAAGAGACCCUGGUCAAGAAGCAGAUUGAGGUGAAGGUUGAACAGAAGCUUCCUGAUGAUCAACCUCCUGAACCUCGUCCUGGCCGUGGAUCCAAACGGCCUGCCAAAGAAGAACCAGUUGAUGAUGUUGCUGGAGGAGUUGGAGAAGAUGGAGAAGUGGCUGCAAAGCAUGCAAAAACCACUCGACAGUAUCGCAGAAAGACCGCAGAGGAGAAAGCAAAAAUGCACACCGAAGCUGCUUUGAAAUCUGUCUUGGCAGAGAAGUUCAAUUUGUGUUAUCGGGGAUGGCAUAUAGCUCACAGUACCGGCUCACAAAUCAAAGGUUCCGCUUCCCAUUUGUGUGAUGGAGGGGGUUGGGUGAAGAUGCUGGAUGGAUUUCUGGAUAGGACACUGCCUACCUGUCCAACAUGUCGGCAACUACUCGAUUCCAAAGGCAUUUGUCUUGACAGCUUUGACGACAUCUUCUUGCAGAUGGAGUCUUUCCACAAGAUUUCUGUGAAAUCUGCCAGCCAUGCAGCUGAUGAUGCCGCCCUAGCUGCCCUAACCGACGAUGCCGCGGCCAACAAUGACGAUGAUGGUGAUCUCAAGGAGCUGCCGAAGAAGCGUCAGAAGACUGACGUGGCUGCCAUAGUUCGUGGUAUGGCCCCGGACUUUGAGUUUCGGGAUCCUGGAUUUCACGGAAAGCGCAUGCCCGUGCAGUGCCACCUUUGCUCAAGUUACCGUGGCACAAUUUCGCUUAUUGACCUCAUUGACGGCUUCACCACUACGCCGCUCAAGCAGCACUUAUCUUCUCAAUGUCAUCUUCGAUGUGUGGCAUCCAAGACGACGAAGUCUGCUUCUCAAAGUGACAGUGGCCCAAGUGCAUCCCAAACAUCAGCAUCAUCAGGGCCUAAAGAGCAUGUGGAUCUUGAGCAUCAUGAGGGGGAUGAUGAUCCUGUUGUGGUUGAUGGUGGUGAGGGAGUACUUGUAGCAGUUGAGCAAGGCAGAUGCAUGGCAUGGUCGCAAGUGCAUGCGCCCAGCACAGACAAGCUCAGCAAAUUCCAGGAGACUUUAUGCACAUAUGCCAGGCUGAGUUUGCGGCCAUAUGCAGCAGACACUCUUUCGGCAGAGGGUUCUCUACACGAAUACCAGGUUGACCUGAACACCAUGAAUGUGACCAUCAGGCACCGGAACUGCACUGGUUUCGCGAACAUCCCGCCUGCUUCUCCAGAGCGGCCAGUUUGCAAACUAUGUGAAGGUAUUGGAAAAGACCGCUAUGUUCUCAAAACACUGGUCAAUUUUGCCACCAAGUAUGCAGCUGCCUCCCUGUUGCGCAUCAAGCUCUUCUUUCCAGACCGUGAGCCAGAAGAGAUUAAGAGGUUGAAGAGCAGUGAUUUCUACGUUGCUGGCACCACCAAGGACCUCGACGCAAUCUGCCAAGAGUCAAUAGAGCUAUUGCAGCGACGUGUUCGGAGCGGCUUUCUGUGCAUUCCUGUGCGGAGCCAAUCAAAGAACAUGAGGGAGUUCAUUUCCUGUGUUGUGAAGCCAUCCUUGGAGAUCAACCCACAUGACUGGAACAGUCAAGUUGCGAUGAACUCUCGGAACAUAGCUCAGAGGUUACAAAGCCGGACUUUAAGCAGUGUAGAGGAUGUCGAGCUCAAGAUGGCCUGCAAGAUAGCCAAUGGCACCCUUCGGAACAACGCUGUCCUGCAAGGAUUGCUUUGCUCCCUGAUAGAGUUCAGUGAGCGUCAGUCGAGAGGCCUGUCAACUAUGAGACAUCUCAACCUUUCUGAUGUGGAGAUGGAUCUUAUAUCCGAAGCGGGAGUGACAUUGUCAUUAGCUGCUGGCAACAAACAGCUGCUCAAAAUGUUUGGGUUGGCAUUCAAGGGAGCCCGGACAAACUUGUCCAAACUUCACUCCAUGGGUUUGCCAGACCCCUUUAUGGCAAACUUGUCUGAUGAAGUGCUGGCCCAGAACGCUUUGCUGAUUGACUCGUUGUGCCAACGUGUUAAAGGUGCACCAAGACGGCACCUGGCACUGGCCUUUGACAAGACCUAUUUGCUGAAGUCCUUGGAUGUGGUCAAGAAUAGGUUGGGCAAGAUUUGGGUGGGAUCGGCUUUCGAGGUUUUUGAAUGCAAGCGUGCUGAUCGUCAGCUGGGCCAGUCAAGAUACAUCCCAUUGCGUGAAGAUCCUGAAGAUGAUUCAGGUCAAGAUGGUGUGGUUGAUGGACAAAAGGUUCACAAGGCAGAUGAAGUGCUGGAGUUUCUGGUUUGGGACCCUUGCAGCACAAUCAAGGGCAGGCCACGCUAUCCAUUAUGCACCAUCCCAUGCCGCUACGAAUGCUCCGGAUUGGAGAUGCUUCAUAUGGUUGGAUCUGUGCUGGAGAGUGGGGGAGACUAUGUGGCCAGCAUAGUAUGCGACAAUCACGGGAGCCACCGCUUCAUCAAGCAGCUGCUCUUAGGCCAGCGCACAGGUCUCUCCGAAAAGGAUUUGGCGGAGGUGCCUUUCUUUUCCAAAUUCACCUACAAAGAGAUGCCGGACUCUGCAAUCAGCAAUUUGUGCUACUCUCAGCCAUUCAUCAAUGGUGAACCCUUUUUUGGGUUGAACGGUCCUUGCCACUUGCAGAAAAACCUUUGCUCGGCCAUGAGAGGGGGAAAGCAGAUAUACAUUGGAGACUUUUUUGUAGACACGCAGGGCUUGUUGGAUUGCGAGCUCCCUCCAGCAUCAUUUUGUGGCUUCGACGCUCAGUCCGAUCUGCUGUGUGCACUGCUCUUGAGCCCCUGGCACUAUGUUUGCGACAUACCUGCCACACUUUCGGAAGUGAAAGUUCCAUGGUGUUUGAGGGGCGCAAUGCUUCUCAAUUUGACCAUGGCCAUGGGCCAGGCGGCUGCAACUCAUCCUGCCCUGACUCCACUGCAGAGGGCUGAAAGUGCGAUGACGUGCUUUGCGAUGAUCGAUAUGUGUCAGAUUUUGGCCAAUGAUCGGUGUGUCUCCCAGGGUGUAAAGAAAGGAAGCUUCUUUUUGCACAAAACAACGUGCAAGAACUACCAGGAAUUGUGUGCGUUCGUCAUCAUGCAAUGCCUGCACAUUCCGGAAGGCUUCAAGUAUAGACCCAACAAGAUGACAGAACUGACCUUGGAGCAAUGGUUUGGGCACAUCAGAAGCCAGUAUGUUUCAUCACAGGUAACUGUCCGUGACUUCCUUUAUGGCAGCAGCAAGAAGAUGCAAGGAUACUUCGAGGCUGCCAAGCAUGCCAAGCUGGAGUGUCCGGUUCCCAUCCGAGAGUAUGACAAGCCAAUCACCGAGGAGGAGCUAAGUAGUUUAGAGUAUCGAGCUUGCGCACAGCGGGCCUUGAUGUCAGCCAGCCAGUUGCUUUCCCUGUGCUCGCGGCACCCCAGCGCCCAACUUGUCCGUGCGCAGAUGGCUGCGGCGGCAGAGAAGAAUGCAAAGAGUGCCUUGGCAGAUGCCUUAGGGUCUCCGCAGAGAAACAAUGAUUUUGACCUGGACGAAGAAGACUCCGACAUUGAUGAUGUGGGUGAGGAGUUGGCGGCAGACUUGACAGCAGACGAUGUUGGUGGUGAUCAGGAGGCCUACCAGAUCUUGAAGCAAUUGCAGUCACGGGAGAUGGAGGCUGCAAGCGAAGAUGGCCCGCUCACAGCUGAUAUAGCUGAUCGCAGUGAUCAAACUGUCCCUACUGUUGUUGCUGAUGGAAAUGCGUUGGGUCAGGCCGGAGGUAGACUUGCAAAACGUGUCAUCACCAUUCCUGAUCAUGCUGAUUUGAUUUGGCUACGUGAUGCCGAUGAUCGUGACAAACAGAAUGAUCAGAAGGGUGGUGAGGAGGAUCCUAAGGAUCCUAAGGAGGGCAAGGAUCAGACUCGCAAAUCGCACAAAUCAACACACAGCUUCCUGUCAGACAGAAAUCCGGUAACAUUGAGCCAGGUGCUCGAAAAGUUUCCGGUGGAUUCCCUGUCUUCAGUUGACCCAUUGCUUCCGCAUCUGUGGCAGCUUCUUGCAACUCUUCGGGAUGGUUGUGACCGCUAUGUAUUGCCGAAACCCAAGAAUUACCGGCGCUCGACCAAACAGCUGAAUUGGUUUCAGCUCAUGGAAUCAGAGGCAGCUAAGCUUCGCCAGCAGAAUGCAAGCCAAGCAAAGAGGACCAGCCGGAUUGCCGCUUGGUGUGCGCUGGCUGCUUCCCUUUCGAAGAAGGUCUCCAAUGGCAAAGUUCCAGUGCCUGAGACAAUGGAGUCAGGUUCCAUUGUGUUGGUGCUCCCAGUCAAUGGACACCGUGGAAAGCAAAGUGAUUGGCGCGUGGCUUGUGUGAUGUCUGUUUGGCGAUGGGCCAACAAAAAGAGAAAGCCAAGUCAUAUUCCAGUGCCAGUUGCUGCAGUGCAUUCGGUGCGAUGUGUGCUCUUGACCCCCAAGGAGGAUUCGCCAGAGGGAACUUUUGAAGCCAACAGCAGGAGUGACGCAGUGGUGCUGAAGCAAGAAAGAAUCGGGCUCCAACUCGGGACUCAGGGGUUUCAACGGUUGUUGGAAUCCAUCGUCGUUACCCUGACAGAUGAUGCACUGGAAGCAGUGCAAAAUGCACAUGAGUUUACACAGUGGAACGUUCUUCUGCAAAAGGGUUUGGCAGCCAAGACAGCUGUAGAGAAGCGAUCGGGAUCAGGUGCAGCCAACUCAAAACAUGCCAACUCAAAACUUCCAGAUCUUCCAGCAGCUGAGGCUCAGGUAGCUGAUGGUAAGGACGGUGCACCCAACAAACCCACCUCUCAUCCAUCUGGGAAGGCAGAUCAGGUAGAGCAUGCAGAGAAUCCCCGGCCUUUGAAGAGUCAGAAAAUCGCAGCUGUCAAGAAGAUCCAGGCAGAGAUGCAGCAGGAUGAGAAAGCAAAACGGAUGGCAGAGACAGAGAAGAAACACGACAGCAUGCCAACUACAGCGUUCACACGUUCCAGAGCAGGCCGCGCCAACAUCAUGUUCCAGGUGAACUCCCUUCUCGAGCUGGACAUAAAGACUUUCCCGGGAAAGCCUAUGCUGAAAGGUGGCAAAAUGGUGAACACAGGCAUGGCCUGGAAGGAUUUGGUUCACCGCUCUCCUGAAUACUUCUCGAACCUUCUGCUGAAAGUGAGGAGCCCAGCAGAGUUCUCGAAGCAGGAGGCAGAGCUCUUAGCACAAGAGUUUUAUCGAGUCUCCAAUCUCUACCAGAUCCUCUCAGUGCCCUCGUUGCGGAAGAUCUACGACCAGGGUGGCGUGGAAGGGCUCGCCAUGCGAGUCCCAGCUCUUUCCAAGGGACUUCUUGAGCCUGAGCGAGUUCUGAAAAUGGCUCAAGGCAUCAAGACUCCCACGAAGCAGCGGGAAUCUUUGCUCCUUCGUCGAGAACCUCGGAUCAAGACCUUCCGGCGAUAUCAGGGCAAAAACUCCAUCCGCCAAGUGUUGCGCCGAAUCACGGACUGCAUCCGGGUGUGGUGUUUUAAGAGUAGCGAGAGCCUGAAGUUCCGGAAGAAUACCAUCUACGAGGAGCUUCCAGAGAUCGCAGUCUUUGGCCGUGUGAAUGCCGGGAAGUCUGCGAUGCUGCAGCACCUCUUCAGCGCCACAAGUCCUCGGAAGAAUGGUCAUUUCUCCAUAGCACAAAGACCAGGCAAGACCAAGGGCAUCCAGGUCUACUGCCUCAAUCGCCGCUUUACAGUGGCCGACAUGCCGGGCUACGGCCGGCCCGGGCCAACGGAAGAUGCGAUGGCCGUGCACCAGAAGUGGACGGGACAGUGGAAACACGUGAUCCAGGACUAUUUGAAUACCACCUCUUGGUUAAGAGCUGCCAUCUACGUGCACGAUAUCUCCAAAGAGGUGGCUCCGUUCCUCGUACGACGUGUCGGGUGA
This is a messenger RNA of Durusdinium trenchii, 6846 nucleotides long. The record is from the annotation of a GenBank genome assembly. NCBI's taxonomy places the organism in Eukaryota, Dinophyceae, Suessiales, Symbiodiniaceae.